AAAUCAUACAAGAAGGUUUCAUGGAUACAUAAUCAAAAUGAACAUUGGCCAUGAUAUAGUUGUGGCGAAUGCUCUUGUUGGUGCCUAUGCUGGACUCCAUAUGGUUGAUGAUGCAUGGCGUAUAAUAGGUGAAAUGCAUCAUAGAGAUGUUAUCACAUAUACAAGCAUAGCGAGCAAACUUAACCAAUUAGGACUUUUUGAAAUGGCUUUGGAGGUGAUCAGUUACAUGCAAGAAGAUAACAUUGAGAUGGAUGGGUUUACCCUGUCCACUGUCUUGUCAGCAUCAGCCAGCUUAGGUGCAAUACUGCAGGGGAAGCAACUUCAUUGUUACGCUAUUAAAUCUGGCUUCAGUGGCUGGACCUCAGUCUCAAAUGGUUUGAUUGCUUUUUAUGGCAAAUGUGGGUGCAUGCAUGAUGUAAAGAGAGCCUUUGAUGAAGCUUGUCAGCCAGACGUAGUCUCAUGGAACAGCUUGAUUUUCAGCCUAGCAGUUAGCGGUCACUUCUCCUCUGCUCUCUCCACUUUUGAAGACAUGAAGUUAGCAGGAGUUAGACCUGAUUCCACAACAAUAUUGGCGGUUCUAUCUGCUUGCAGACGUUGUGGUUUGGUUGAUAUGGCUUUAGAAUAUUUUCAUUCUACUAGAGAAGCAAAUGAUGCAGUCCCAGAAUUAGAGCAUUACGUUUGUUUGGUUGACCUACUAGGCAGAGCUGGCAGGAUGCAGGAGGCAAUGGCUAUAAUAGAGACGAUGCCUUUCAGGCCUGAUGCAUUGAUCUACAAAACAAUGUUGAAUGCCUGCAAAAUACAUUCAGAUGUACCCCUUGGUGAAGAAAUGGCAAGUCGAGGUCUUGAACUUGAACCUUGUAAUCCAGCAUUUUAUUUGCUUCUUGCAGACAUGUAUGAGAACUCCGGCAAAUCUGACCUAAGAGAGAACCUGCGCAUGAUGAAAGAGAGAGGCAUAAUACAGAAAGAUUAUAGCAAUAGCUGGAUGGAGAAAAGCAACAUGGUCCCUCUGUUAAUUGCUGGAUAUGUACCAUCUUAACAUGAUACUUGAACAUAGCAGACAGAAUGUAAAGCUAAAAUGGUAUUCAUACAAAUGCUCGUGAGAAUCCUAAUCUCACAGUCUCAGAUUGGAAGUGGCACGUGGUCUUCUUUACAACAGACAACAGCUUCAGUGUUUUAAUGAGGUGAAGGUCCCAGUAAAGCUUACUGGAUGUGGUAUAAGCAAGAUAAGGAAAUGAACCAAUUGUGACUGAGCUGCUUUCAGAAUUCAGACAGAAAGAUGUUUUUGCUUCAUGAGAUGCUGAAAAGAUACAUUCUAACUGGCAAGUAACUUUUUUCUUUUUUUUUCUAGAUUCAAGUUCAUAUAACCGUCUCUAUUGUCAUUUUUCAGAGUUUCUCUGUUUAAAAAACUGUACUCGCUGGAGGAGAUUCUUUGACAACUAGUCAACUACAGUGAGGAGGUGAAGGGAUGUUAGCUAGCAGAAAUUUCGGCUUUCGGACCAAUGGCAACAACUCGUUUUUCAUUUACUUUGGAUUGUGGGAUAUGGUCGAUUUGGAUUUGAGAUUCUUAUCCAAAUCCUUUAUAUAUCUGGUUUCCCAAUAGGUAUCUGGAAUUCUGGACUUGAAAUCCAACAUAAAAUUCAGAGGGAUUUUGGGAGUUUAAAAUUACUCGAUUUCAAAAUCUUCCAUAUAGAUGUCAUUACCAUUCUCAAUCUUAGACCUUUCUCGUUUAAGGUGUA
This is a messenger RNA of Coffea eugenioides, 1736 nucleotides long. RefSeq names its product pentatricopeptide repeat-containing protein At5g52850, chloroplastic. The record is from RefSeq and is a predicted model, not a curated record. Lineage: Eukaryota; Viridiplantae; Streptophyta; Magnoliopsida; Gentianales; Rubiaceae. Gene Ontology annotation, molecular function: RNA binding; protein binding. Bases 38 to 1036 code for a protein of 332 amino acids. The transcript is spliced from 2 exons. Gene Ontology annotation, biological process: RNA modification.